GCAGGAGCCAUCGGCCUGCACGCUCCCAUCAGCCUGCACGCUUCUGCACACCACAAGACAUCUGUUCUGACUAUUCGGAUUCCAGUGUUCAGACACACACCGAUGCAGAGAGGAGACGCCGGCCACUGACUCCCCCUGAUGCUGCUGUCCUCCGCUCAGCACUCCUGCUAACAUGGGCUGUAUGAAAUCAAAGCAGACAUUCCCAUUUGUCACCAACUUUGGGACUGAGCGGCAAGGUGGGAGUGAAGACAGCUUUAUGCCUGAAGAGAGGUUACGCAGGUUGUCUUCCCCGUGUAAAGCUCAAGGGGACAUGAAGGCACACCCAGGGGCCAACACCGCAGUUAUGGCGUAUGCAGACCGCCUGUCCCGGGAGAUCCUGCGUGAUGCCUUGCAGCAGUGGGCAUGCAAUCACAUCAAGUACUGUGACAUUCCAUACAUUGAGAGUGAGGGCCCGUGACCUGUGGGAUGUAGCACCUUGCUGAACUGUGCAUAGAGUCGGUGCUAGUAUAAAUACAUGAGCCAAAAGCAAAACUGUGUAAGUCAUGUAAAAGCAUGUGUGCCCACAUCUCUGGCGCAGGAAUACCGCAGAGGAGGGGUUUCACAAGCAGCUCUGUGCCAGCAGCAAUGUGGAGCUGCUUGCUCGUGGAUUCUAGUCGUGGAAGGGCCAAGUGGGGACCUGUAGCACCCAGUAACCAUGUCUGUCACACUAGCUUCAUCCAACAUGGUCACGGCAUCACCAAAGAAAACAAAGAGGAACAAAAGCCACAAGUUCCAAAAAUUAGCAGAAAAUUAUUUUCUGUUAAUGCCUAUCAAAAAAACCCUCCCAGACAGGAGAGUUUCUGUUUUCUCUCAAAAAGCCUUGACCAGAGAAGGGAACUCACAGUGCAGUGCUCCGCAGUGGCUCUUGUUUGCCUGUGGGCUCCAUGUCCUGAAGAGGGCCACCUCACCCCGCAGCACCCUCAGGAGCCAUCACUGUUGAUGGACAGCUUUGCAAAUACAGUCAAACCUUGGGCUGUCAGGAACUUC
This is a messenger RNA of Octodon degus (degu), 1026 nucleotides long. RefSeq names its product chromosome unknown C2orf88 homolog (gene Akap19). Bases 173 to 457 code for a protein of 94 amino acids. The transcript has 2 exons. The record is from RefSeq and is a predicted model, not a curated record. Lineage: Eukaryota; Metazoa; Chordata; Mammalia; Rodentia; Octodontidae. Gene Ontology annotation, molecular function: protein kinase A regulatory subunit binding.